AUGCAGGCGCUGCAGCCCGAGGCGCUGGACUACGUCGCUGGCCUGCGCGGGCCGGUGGCGGUGGUGGCAGCGAUCGGCCAGUACCGGAGCGGCAAGUCGUUUCUGCUCAACCAGCUGAUGCGGCUCAACUGCAGCGAGGGCUUCCAGGACACUUUCAUAGACAUGUCGGGCACCGGCGGGACGCGCAGACCAAAGGAGUGCGCCACGGUUCUCUUUCUCGACACCGAGGGGUUCGAGGGGACGGGGAAGGCGGCUGCGUACGACGACCGCAUCUUUGCGUUUGCGGCGCUGUCCGCUGCGGCUCGGGCGGACAUCGCGAAGCUGGCCUUCGCCGCGCAGCUGGCGUCGGAGUUCUGGCGCCGCACUAGCGGCGAGGCGGGCGGAGGAGGAGGGGGAGAGGGCGAGGGCGGCGGCGGCGAGGGGAGCGACAGUGGCGAUGGCGGCGGCGGCGAGGAAGGCGGAGGCAAGGGUCGCGGCGCGGCGCGGCGGCGGCGUGCGGGGCAGCUCAACGCCAUCCGCCGCACACUGCGCUCCUUCGGCGGCAUGCGCGGCCUUGGCUUACCGCAGCCCCACCCUUCCCGAACGUCCCUCUGCGACCUCCCGCCCGAUCAGCUAGCGGCAGAGUACCGGGCGGGCAUGCAGGUAGUGCGGGAGUGGGUCGGCUCUGUUGCGCAACGGAGGAGGAGGCGGGCGCCAGCGGCGGAGGCGGAGGCGGAGGCGGAGGAGGCGGAGGAGGCGGAGGCGGCGGAGCGGGCAGUUGCGUCGCGCGUUGGGACGACUGCAGCAGACGCGAUGGCGAUGGCAAAUGGGAAUGGGAGGGUGUGGGGCAGUGGCAAGGAGCUGGCGGGGGCGGUGCGGAAGCUGGUGGAGGCGCUCAACGCAAACGCCAUCCCGACGGCCGGCUCCGUCAUCGACUCUUUCAACAACGAGGCGACCCCGCGCGUGUUUGGCGGGGGGGCGGGGGGGCGGCUGGCGGCGGCGGACGUGGCGGCGGUUCGGAAAGCGGCCGGCGGGAGCGGCUGCGUUGGGCCGGCGGCGGCAGAGUAUCACGAGAGGCUGGCGCUGGAGGCGGGGAAGGGCGAGGAGGAGUUCAAUGCGCGCUUCCACGGCCAGCUGUCCCACGCCCUCUUCCUGUUGUGCGUUGGCGGCAUCCUCACCUUCUGCGACGUGGCCGCAUCCUUCCGCUACGUGGCCGCAUCCUCACCUUCCGCUACGUGGCCGUGA
This is a messenger RNA of Emiliania huxleyi CCMP1516, 1224 nucleotides long. RefSeq lists its product as hypothetical. Gene Ontology annotation, molecular function: GTP binding; GTPase activity. The record is from RefSeq and is a predicted model, not a curated record. The coding region runs from base 1 to 1224 and encodes 407 amino acids. Lineage: Eukaryota; Haptophyta; Isochrysidales; Noelaerhabdaceae. The transcript has 10 exons.